CGUCAUCGCGUCACAAGACAAAGAAGAGUAACCCACUGAUAUCCUCCAUGAGAAUCAAAUCAACCAGUGAGGACGGGAUGAGCUUUCGGAAAAUUAUGGAACUCUUUGAUUUUCUCAAUUUAAUCAGAAACCCAGCUCCGCCAUAGAUUUCCCCAAAAAAAAAAAAAAAUCUCUUCCCCCAAUUCUCCCUCGCCGUCCAACUCCCUCUCCGAGCUCCCCUCCAAUGGCGGCAACUGCUUCAUUCCUCCAGUGGAACCCACUCAAAUGGAAGCAAUUCCCUCCCUCGCCGCCGCCGCCGCCGCCUCCGCCUACAGCAAUUUGCUCGUCCUCCAUCUCGUUCCCUCUCAGAACCGCCGCUAAUAAAUCCUCCGCCUCCAAACCUGCUUCCAGGCUCACGAUCAGGUGUUCCUUCGCGGCGAAGCAUCUGAACUCCUCCAACGACACUCAUGUCCCGGCCACCACGUCGGGCUCGAGCUUCGCGAUUGCCGAGUUCAAGAAGGAGAAGAAGAGUGCGUUCGAGAGACUCUGCAACGCCGCCCUGAAGGCCCUGCAGGCGAUGAAGAAGCCAGCGAUCGCCGCGAUUCUGGUCGCCGCGCUGCUGAUGUACGACCCCGCCUCCGCUUUCGCUGCCUCUGGUGGAAGGAUGGGCGGCAGAUCCUUCUCCCGCUCCUCUUCCUCGUCGUCGAGGAGUUACUCCGUGCCUCACGGCUCGAGCUCGGGGUUUUCCUACUCCGCGCCUUACUACGGCCCGUCCCCGUUGGGCGGUGGGGGAAUUUACGCUGGCUCGGUAGUCGCCGGUGCUGGCUCUGGUUUGCUUCUAAUUGUAGCUGGUUUCGCUGCCUUUGUGUUGGUCUCCGGGUUUCUUUCCGAUGGAAAUGAAGCGGGAAUUCUAACAGCUACCGAGAAAACCAGCGUUAUCAAGCUUCAGGUUGGCUUGUUAGGAAUGGCACGCUCUCUUCAGAGGGAUCUUAAUAAGAUUGCAGAAGUUGCAGAUACAUCCUCCUCAAAGGGUCUAAGCUAUGUCUUAACAGAGACUUCACUCUCUUUGCUUCGGCGUCCUGAUUAUUGCAUCUCAGCCUAUUCAGCUGUAGAUGUGAAGCGAAGUAUGGAGGAAGGUGAGAAACGGUUCAACCAACUUUCUAUUGAAGAACGGGGAAAGUUUGAUGAAGAGACGCUUGUUAAUGUGAACAGCAUUAAGAGGCAGAGCACCAAAAGCCGGAGAGCAAGCGAGUUUAGCAAUGAAUACAUAGUGAUAACAAUCUUGGUGGCAGCUGAUGGGGUGCACAAGCUACCCGCCAUUAACAGUGUUGGAGACCUAAAGAAAGCUCUGCAGAAGCUCGCGACAAUUCCCUCUGAAAGUUUACUCGCAGUUGAGGUGCUGUGGACGCCUCAAAAUGAAAACGACACGCUGUCGGAAAGAGAACUGCUGCAAGAUUACUCGCUGUUGAGACCUUUAUGAGAGAGCUCUAAAUGAUAUAUACACGCCCAAAGCUCUAGUGGUUGCCUUGUCUCCCCUAUUGACGGUGCAGGGUUUUUUUCUGGCAAAUGUCACACUGCAUUGUCCUGAAACUUGUAAAUAAGGAUGUAAUUUUGUUUGUACAUGAUAUAAAGCUUUACUAUAUGAUAUGAAUUUGCAUACAGUGUUUUUUCCUGCUAUCUUCCCGUUGCUAGUCUGUAACGACAUCGACAAUUGGGGGGGAAAACCAAUCGAAGAUCCUAAGAUAAUUGUCUCUGGCAAUGAACAAAUUGAUCCUUGAGCUGUAGUAUUGAAUCGUUCCAAUCAUUCUACAAUCAUGGGUGCAAAGAACGGUUGACUAUAUAAUCCACCAGAAACCAAAAGUUACACUUCCCUUCUUCCUUCCUUUUCUAUGGUUUGGUUUGGUAAUUGUUUGCCCAUCAGGUUUCCAAACAGUGGCAACUCCACUCUCUGAGGGCUCUUCUUAUAGCUUUGGCUUUGGGCUAGAAGGUGUUUUAUCCCUUGCCCACAAGGGAGGGAUGAUCCUAUAUUUCACUGGCUCUUCCUCUUUCUUCACCUCUUCUCCUUCUUCCUUUACAACAUCCUUUGAAAAUGCACCAGGAUUCACCUUGAUACAAUUCUGCAGGGCCACAAACGGCCGCACGCAAUCCGAUCCCU
Molecule: messenger RNA, 2134 nt
Organism: Linum tenue
Lineage: Eukaryota; Viridiplantae; Streptophyta; Magnoliopsida; Malpighiales; Linaceae
Source: the annotation of a GenBank genome assembly